Molecule: messenger RNA, 2367 nt
Organism: Apis cerana (Asiatic honeybee)
Lineage: Eukaryota; Metazoa; Arthropoda; Insecta; Hymenoptera; Apidae
Gene: Tektin-C
Product: Tektin C
Biological process (GO): cilium movement involved in cell motility; cilium assembly
Cellular component (GO): nucleus; microtubule cytoskeleton
Source: RefSeq, a predicted model, not a curated record
AUAAGAAACAUAGUUAUCAUUUACAUUUUCAUUUGGAUUCUUAAUUAUAUUGUAUGUCCAUCUGAUGUAAAUUGAAUAAAUUAAGAAAGGUAGAUAACAUCAUCUUAUCAUAUCAAUUAAAGGAAAAGUAAAACAAAACAUUAAAAAUUAAUAUAUGAUUGUUUUAUAUUUCAUUUUCGCAUAUAUUCGAAGGAUCUCUAUGGAGAUAUGAAGAUGAAUUGAUUGUAUAUAUGAAUAUUUAUGAUAUAAGAUAAAAAUCAGAGAAGAUUUAUUUUAUCAACUAUUAGAUGAUAUAACAUAUGCAUAUGCAGGAAAUUAAUAAAGAUAAAUUUAAAUUAAUUUAUUCGAAUAUAUUGAAUUCUGUUAUAAUUCUAUGUUCUAUCUAUUGAAAAUGAUACUAAAUAGUAAAACAUAUUUUGGAUACAAUAUUUUGGAUUUUAAUUUUUAAAUCGCCAAAAGUUUUUUUUUCUAAAUAUCGUUUUUUCUAAAUAUCAUGCAAAAUGAAGCUAUCUUCAAAGUUUCAAUCAAAUUAGAUGACAGGCUUUCGAAAUUUCGCUUACUGAACCAAUAAACGUCACGUCAUUUCAUUAAUUAUAACAUGAAAAUAAUAAGAUAAUUCAAUUCAAGGAUAAUUAAAAACAUGGGAUGCGAAGUCUUAUAUAAUGAAAAUAUAUUCUACACUUUAUUUAUAGUUGGUUAAACAUUAAACGUUUCUAUAGAAACUUGAAUUGAUUCAUUCAUAUAUAGAUCAAACCUGUGAACCCGUCGCUUAACAAAACGUUAUUCCUUUAUACGUAUUUUCGAAAUUGAAAAAUAAAAUGAACAAUCGUCCACUUGAAUUAGUUCCUCCACCUCCAUUGAAGUUUACUUUAUAUCAAUGGCAUCUAAAUAAUCGUCAUAGGUAUCGAUGUUCGGAAGCGCAGCAAGAGUUAGCAGAUCGAUUACUUAAUGAAUCUCAACGUAUUUGUGAAUUGAGUUCUGAAACAGUAAAAAAUAAUAAAGAAGAAACAGAUCAUAGACUUAAAGAAAAAAUUGAAGAUAUAGAAUUUCGUAAAAAGGAACUAUUACGUAUAAGGAAAGAAGUUAUCCUUGAAAUUGAUACUUUAUCGAUAUAUAAGGAACGUAUUAUGGAUGCUUUAUCAUCCAUAAGGAAAAGUGCCCUUAUUAUUUGCGAAAAGUGUCUCGUUUUUAGAGAACAAAGAUUAGGAAUUGAUUUAGUUCAUGAUGACGUUGAAAAAGAAUUGAUAAAAGAAUGUGAAGUAAUUAGGGGCGUCGAAAAUUUAUUAGUUCGAACUUUAGAACAAACUCAGGAACAAAUACGUCGAUUAAAAGCAACACUUUAUUAUAUGGAUCACGAACUUGAGGAUAAAGAAAAUAAUUUACGUAUUGACAAACAUAAUUUAACAUUAAAAGAAACUAGUUUAAAUUUAAGCAUUUAUCAUGGCAGUUCACGACUUGAUCCAUCAACUAUUGAAUUGAAUGAAUGGGAAAUGCAAACUAAUAACAAUAUCAUGAUAGCUUCGAAAGAAGUAAAUUGUGCUAUAACUUUGCGUUGUUAUAUUGAUACAAUUAUAAAACAAGCAAUCGAUGAUCUAAAUGAACAAAAAAAUGCUACUAAUGAAGCUUUCAGACGCCGUAUCGAAGAAACCAAGGAAGCAAAAACAAAAUUAGAAUUACAGCAUUCUGAGAUAAUGCGACAAGCAGAAGAAAUGAAGGAGAAUAUUACGCGGAUAGAAAAAUCAAUUGCAGAAAAGGAAUGUUUCUUAGCUUUGGCUCAUACGAGACUCGGUAAUCGUUGUCAAAGACCAGGAUUAGAACUUACACGAGAUCUAGUCGAAAAUAAUCUUGUAAAGGAAGUAUAUGAUUUACGCGAUGUUAUGUCUAAAUUGCAAGCAACUAUGUUUGAGGCUCAGGCAUCAUUGCGUUAUUUAUUGAAAACACAAAUUCAGAUCGAAGAAGAUAUUAAUGUUAAAACAAAUACAUUAAAAAUUGAUGAAGUCGAUUGUAUGACUCUUCGUCAGAGUAUGUUCUAUCAUGUAUAUUGAAAUUAAUUCAAAUAUUGAAUAACAUCAUUAAAAUUUUUAUAUGAUAAAUAUAAAAAAAUAAUAACAGUAUUUUUUAUACAAAUUAAAAAUAUAAAAAUUAAUAUUAUAUUACAAUUUUCGUAUAUAAAAAAAAAAUUAAUUGAAUAUAUCAUUAGAAACAAAGACAUUAUAUAAUUUAAUAUGAUACUUGAAAUUGUAUUUUGUAUUAAUCUCAGACAUAUAAGUAUUUAUGAUAUAUGUAAUAUAUACAUAUACUUUUCAUUAGUUUGUAGAUUGUGCUUCAAUAAAAUGCCACUAUUGGAAGUUUAUGUUUAGUUUAAAA